GGAGUUUGUGAAGCCAACGGCAGCAUCAUGUUCUACGGUUCUUCCUCCGGGGCCAGUAUGUCCCUGCCAUCCAAGAGCCGCCUGAAACGCCAGAGCAGGACCUUCACACAGGUCCUGUACCGUACUCUGAGUUACAGAGACCGUGUCCCAGUAGAAACUGGAACAAACACUCGUGGGGACCGGCGCUCGACGACUGAACCCCCAGAGCGACCGGCGGACGAUCCAGCCGAGCUCUCCACACAGAGCUCGGCCCCUGGGGUCCUGAAGAUUUUUGGAGAUGAGAUUUGUGCCGGUGCCAACUACAAAAGCGUCCUGGCCACGCCUCGCUCCAGCGCGCAGGAACUGGUCAAAGAGGCGCUCGAGCGUUACUCGCUCAACAAGAAUGCUGCCCACUCUUACGUCCUGUGCGACGUGAUCGGGCGUUUGGAGGGGGGAGGCGGGAUAGGCGGAGGGGGCUGGAGAACCGAAUGCUUGCGAGCACUGGGGGACAACGAAAAGCCGCUGUUACUCCAAGAGCUGUGGAAACCCAGAGAAGGACACGCUCGCAGAUUUGAGCUGCGCAGGAGAGCAGAAGUGGAGGAACUUAAUGCCAAGGAGAAGGAUACCAUCACUGCAGGGCCCAAAGCCUCCCAAUUCCUGGCGGCUCUAAUGGGUCGGUCUGGGCUGGGCAAACACAGGAGCUCCCCCCUGCGGUGUGGUCGAGUGGUACAGUCCAGCUCUAAAGAUAUUAAUGCUCAGGCUCGUAAGCUCCAGAGGAACAGGGCGAAGGGGACACUGACCCUGCCCCGGUCCAGCAACUCAUCCUUCUGCCGCAGCCUCAGCGAAACGAGCCUCAACCAGCUGGGAGUGGGAGACGAGCCCAAGCGUUAUUACUCCACUUUGCCAGGGCCCUUAAGGGGUCGAGAACGUGAGGCGGCCUCCAGCGGCCGGAGGAAAGAGGAGGGGAGUCAGGGAGGUGGAGGGGUGAGGCACUCGCUUUACCAGUCCCCGCACCUCCUGCUGCUGCAGGGAUACAAUCGGCAGGACUGUUUGGUGUACCUGUUGAACAGAGAGCAGCACACGGUCGGUCAGGAGACUCCAUCAGCUCGCCCCAACAUCUGCCUCUUCUCUCCCGACAUCCUGCCCCUCCACUGCCGCCUGCGCCGAGUCCCCGCUCCCCGUCGUCAUGCCAACAACAACAACAAGGGAGAAGAGGCGGAGAGUCAGCGGUUCUGUGUCGCCGUUGAGCCGGUGCUCCAUGCCACAGUUCUAGUGAACUUUUCUCGCUGCGAGCGCUCCACCACCCUGCGACACGGUGACCUCCUCUCCUUCGGAGCGCAUUACAUCUUCCUGUACAAGGACCCCACGGGCGCUAAGCCUUUGCCAGCUCAGACCUUGGCACGCCUUCGCUCCCUGGGGCAGCUUUACGAUGCAGGGGUGGAGGAGGGAGAGGGCGGGCCUCAGACAUGUAAGAUGUGUGGUUCUGUGCUGAAGGACAGAGCAGCGCAGGUGUCAAGUGUCCCGGCAGCUAGACGCAGCUUCAAACCUCACCUGGUAAAACCCCGCAGCGGUGUGACGGCAACGGCAGGGCCCCUUAGUUUGUCAGGAGGGGACGCUGGCGGAGGAGGAGGAGGAGGAGGAGGAGGAAGAGUGGGAGGAGGUCAGAAAAGAAGGCUACAGCUGGAGUUUGACCAGGCUCAUGAAGACCAGCUGUUGAACAGGAUUGUGUCUCUCAUAGAACCUGGAGGUGAUGACCAUAAGCUGACACCUGCCUACCUGCUGUGUCUCUGCAUACAACACUCUGCCUCGAGCUUCCCACCUGGGAGUUUUGGAAAACUGCUGCUCAAGAUUGUCAGACGAAUCCAGACCAUCGCAUGGGAGAAGACAAAGGAGUUGGCUCAGAAGCAAGCUCAGCACCAGGACCCGGCCUCCCUGUCUCUGCUCAGUAUCUCAGACUUGAUUCCAGACCUGCAGACUAUCUUCUUCUGGAUGUCCAACUCCAUUGAGAUCCUCUACUUCAUACAGCAGAGAGCACCAGCGUACACACACAGCAUAGAGACAAUGCAAGGGUCAAAGGAGUCGUUGCUAUCGGCGACCAUAUCAGCCAAUGAAGAGGCAAUGACUAUCUUGGAAGAAGUGAUCAUGUACACUUUCCAGCAAUGUGUCUACUAUAUCACCAAGGCCCUUUAUGUAGUGUUACCAGGUUUGUUAGACUGUAAUCCAUUCCCAGUUGACAGCUCUGAGCCCUGCUGGAAAGGAGGUGUAGGGUUUCCUGAACCUGUACGCAGGGUCCUGCAGGUGUUUCAGAACGCCCAGGAGCUUUUGCAGGGCUACCAGGUCCACCCGGAGAUCCAGGCUCAGAUGUUUGCUUACCUCUUCUUCUUCUCCAACGUGUCACUUUUUAACCAGCUAAUGGACAAAGGUCCGUCUCGGGGUUGGUUCCAGCGCUCCAAGGUGUUGCAGAUCCAGGCAUGUUUGCGGAUGGUCAUGGAGUGGGCGAGCAGGUCCGGUCUUGGACAUCUGGCCGACAAAUUCUUCACCAAGCUCAACAGCACUGUGUCCAUACUGGCCACGCCCCCACAACAGCUCACACAGUUGAGUUGGCGAGCUUUGUCGAGCGAGCACCCAACUCUGAAACCUGUCCAGCUGCACAGGAUUCUCACCCAGUACCAGCUCACAGCAGAGAUAGGCCCUGUCCCAACAUGGCAACCCAGCAGUGAGGAUGAGGCGUAUAUAUACAGAACAGUGGACCUCCUGGAGAGCUUUGAGAACCACCCUCCCAUUGUGCUGCCCAGCGCCGGCUUCAGAGUGGACCUGGACGGCGAGUGCGUGGAAGACAGCAUCUACAGACAGCUGCUCUACAUCCGCCACUACCUGUGGGGGCUGCGCACCAAGACGCAAACACACGCCAACACUCCCAGCGUGCACACACACUCCAACGGAACCAACACAGCGGACUGGCCUGACGUUCAGAGGGAGUUGUUGCCUCCGGCCCACAGCAGCCCCCGCUCUGGGGGUCCUGGGGAUGAGGUGACGGCAGAGACAGGAGAGGAGAGAGGACGGGACAGACCGUCAGGCCAAUCACACACACACAGCCUCAGAAGGAACGGCACCAUCCACCACCCUCGAGCAGCAAAUCCAGACCCGUCCUGCCUCUUGACCCCUCCCAACACCCCGCUGUACCCGGAGGGAGGUGGAGGAGGUGGAGGAGGAGGAGGAGGAGGAGGAGGGACGAUCAUAGGCCCCAACACCCAGACUAAUGGCUGCAGCAGCAGAACUGUGGCAGAAUGUAAAAAGACCAACGGACUCAUCACCAACGGACUGGAGGGGUGUAUUAGUGGGUGUGAGUUUCCUUUCCCUGUAUCCUCCCCUGGCGCCCCUCCCCUUCCUGAUGACUUGUGUGUGGUGUUUGUAGUGGAACUGGACAAGGGACCCUACGGGCUGGGCAUGGGACUCAUAGACGGCCUGCACACUCCUCUAAACGCUCCAGGCAUUUACAUCCGGACUCUGAUCCCUGACGGACCUGCUGCCUCCGACGGCAGACUGAGGAUCGGUGAUCGCAUCCUGGCUGUGAAUGGGACCAGCCUGAUAGGAGCAGACUACCAGAGCGCGGUGGAUCUGAUUCGUCUGGGAGGAGGUCGCCUACGUUUCCUGGUAGCCAAGUCCGACCCCGAUGUCUCAGAGAAGAUCAGUGCCUCCUCCUGCUGACCACCUCUGAGGUAGGACAGCGAGACGACAAGUGAUGCAGAUGUGUGCUGAGAUGAACAGGGUACACAGAAACACGCACUCCAUGCAUACAUAUGCGGCAUGAAAUAUGAAUGUGAAAAGGAGCGUCAGCACAGCACAAAGCCAAGCAAUCAAACUGGAGCUAACGCUCCAGGACUCCACUCCACAGCUGCCAGACCUGCUUCCCUCACGCUGACUCUUACUGGGUUUGUGUGACAGACAGAAUCUGUAACCCACCGCGACAUCAAAGGAAUGCGCUGCGAGGAAAGUUGCCUAAUUAAUCAGCGUUUGAGGUGGGCGAGGUCUAACCAGCCAGUAUGCAGUCUGACGUGGUUUAAAGCACAGUAGAUUGUAAGGUUUUAUUUCUCUCCUGUCAGCCUUUGGAGCAUGUGUGCACAUUGGAUUUUUUCCAACUGUUUUUAGAGUAAUUUGUAUUGUAUUAUCAGACAUAGUAGCACGGUAAAAUAGUUCCCCAGCUCUCAGAAAAAGGGACUUUCCAACGCUAAAGCGUUUGUAGACAAACAAGUGGAAACCGCCUCAGUGAACACUGGAUGUCUUACACUGCUUUUAGAGUGCAGUGUUUUAUAAACCUGUUUGUUAGCAGCUCCCAAAGCACCAUCACCAUCUGCUCAACAGACUAAACGAUUGGGUAUGAAUGUUGACUUUUGUACUGGAGAGCGGGUGAACGAGGCAGAGGAAGCAAACUCGUGAAUGUGAAGACAUACAGCCGAACUCCCCCAUUUUCACACUGAACCUCAUCACUGGACUUUACCUCCACUGGAAAGCAGAUGAACUCUUAUGCACAGGGGAUGUGCAGAUGUCGUUUAUUAAUUACCAAGAGAACGUGCUUCACUCCAGAGUUUGUGAUGCACAAUCCCUGUGUGUGUAUAAACCACGUUUUUGUUGUGAAUAUAUGCUGUAUUUAUCUGGUUAAAUCUGGUUAAGAGGUGUAAAUAGUUGUUUGUAAAUAUUUAACACUUGGUCACAUAUUAUUUGAAAAUUCAAAAGAGAAACUGCAUUUGGGAACUCCUCAAUCAUGAAAUGUAUUUGGUCAGUAAACACUGGAACCCACUGAUGGGGAAAAAAGACUGUUUUCUAGAAUGAGAGAAAUACAGUUAUGGGUUGUGCAUUUUUUCUAAAUUAUUAAUUUCAAGUCCGAUGAGCAGGAAUAUAACUGGAGUGCUGCAGACAUGCAACUUACUGUUCACACAGAUCGAUAGCUGCAUUUCUUUGGUGAAAAGGUCGCUACACUCAAAUUACCAAGAAAAAGUGGGGGUUUUGUUUUGUUUUUUUACACCUAGGGGAAUGUAGCCACAGUGGAUAGUUGUGUUUUUUGGUCUGAGAUUUCCGACUUCUGUAGAGGUGAAUGAGUUGUUCACAGCAUUGACAGAUUACUUUAAAACAUUCAACAGCAGUUGUCUUUCCAGACAUAGCGUGCCUGUUGCUCUGGAUAAUGGAUAAGAAGUGGUUCUCUGUGAGGUCUGUGAAUUAUCCAGAGUAACAGACAUUAUUUCCUGGAAGAUGUUGCUGACUAUUUUUUCCAAAGUAAUUUUUAAAUGCUGUGAGCACAAAACAACAAAAAUCUCAGAGGUAUAUCUACAAAUCUAGAGCAAAACCAAAACUAUCUGCAUUGCUAUAUACCAGAUAGAACGAACAUGUUUUUGUGUAAUUUGGCUGUACUGACUCUUUAAAAGGAGCUCCAGCUGGAACAAUAAC
This is a messenger RNA of Chelmon rostratus (copperband butterflyfish), 5421 nucleotides long. It is a transcript of the gene radil, whose product is annotated as Ras association and DIL domains. Gene Ontology annotation, molecular function: GTPase binding. Gene Ontology annotation, cellular component: microtubule. Gene Ontology annotation, biological process: signal transduction; substrate adhesion-dependent cell spreading; neural crest cell migration. Bases 28 to 3687 code for a protein of 1219 amino acids. The record is from RefSeq and is a predicted model, not a curated record. Lineage: Eukaryota; Metazoa; Chordata; Actinopteri; Chaetodontiformes; Chaetodontidae. The transcript has 19 exons.